This is a messenger RNA of Chara braunii, 629 nucleotides long. NCBI's taxonomy places the organism in Eukaryota, Viridiplantae, Streptophyta, Charophyceae, Charales, Characeae. The record is from the annotation of a GenBank genome assembly.
GACCGUCUACGGGGAAGAGAAAGGAUAGAGAGGAGGGUCGAGGCCGGGAGCACAGAAGAGGUUGAGACAAAAUACGAUCAUGGAGUCAUACUCGUCACAAUGGAAGAUGAAGUUCAAGAAGAGGUUCUUGAGGUUUGUCUACAGUCAGUGUCUGCCGUUCAAUGUCUUCCGGAGCGAGCCGUGGAAGGACCUUGUCCGACACUUCAAGGACUUGCUGGGGCCAGUGAAGGUUUUGUGGCCUUCGGAGAAUGAGAUUGCUGACAUUGAGAUAGUUGUCCGCACGGCGGACGAUGUGGCAGCUGAUCUCGCGGAGGUCAAUGCUCCUUUCUAUGUCAUGGGGAAUACCAUCAUGUCGGACGGCAGGAAGUCACGCGAUGCUAGACCCAUCGUUAACUUUCUUGUCGGCGGAUCACGUGGGGUGAUGAUGGUCCAGACGAUGAAUAGGGAGGGUGAGCGAGACCGAGCGCCUGAUGUUUUGGUGCGCUUGAUCAAGGUGUUCGACGACUUCCCUCCUAGGUGGGUGAACGCAAUCUGCACCGACUCUGCCUCGGCUUACGUCGUCGCGGCGAACAUGCUCCAAAGGCUUGAGUAGAUGCCAGAGCAUGGGCGAAUCACGUUAUCGGACAAAA